AUGCAGGGCUUCAAAAAGCAUGAAGCCAGUUGCAAGAAGCGCAACGACAUCGAGAAGGAACGAGAGGCCUUCGCCCUCGAGCACGAACAAGAUCAAAGGCGAGCUCGCCGGCAGGCAGCAUGUAUCGGUAUCAGGUUUCCAAGCACCGGCCCAUCACAAUCACUCAAUAAUGUUCCCUCCACGAGUGAAGAUGAGGAACCAAUCAUUCCUCCAGACCCUUCAUUUGAUUUCGAUGCCUUGGGUAACAUUGACUUCGAGGGUGCCAUUGACAAUGACCUGUUAGAUGUCGAACUAGAAGACAAUCUCAGCGUGUGGUAG
Messenger RNA from Suillus fuscotomentosus, 318 nucleotides. RefSeq lists its product as uncharacterized. The coding region runs from base 1 to 318 and encodes 105 amino acids. The record is from RefSeq and is a predicted model, not a curated record. Lineage: Eukaryota; Fungi; Basidiomycota; Agaricomycetes; Boletales; Suillaceae. The transcript has 3 exons.